AUGCAAAGUUUAAACAUGGACAGCUUCCAAGAUAAAUGUGAAAAUUCUCUGUUAGAUCUAAGCUUCGAAAAUAUUGGUUCCGCUCUUGCCACAGACAGUGCGGUAGAUAAUAAAUUCGGAAAGGAAGAAAAUAGUGCAGAUUUACUGUUCUCCUGUACUCCAGAACCAGAGCCAAAGUCAAAAGAUGGUGAUGUUUUUGAUGAGUGCAUGCCCAUGACUCACAGCACUUACCGAAAUGAACCGUUGAUUGAUAAGGACGAACCGUUUUCGAUAGUGGAGCCAGCUUCUGCACCAUCCGCAAACUCGACCAUCGAGUUGAUCAAUGCAGAGAUAAAGGAUGAAGUUGAAAGUGACUACAUGAAUCCCUACGCAAAUGUACGGUCACAGAAAGAGGAAAAAUCCCUCAUCUUCGACGAGUCAGCUGCUGCACCUUUUUCUGAUGUCCAACCGUUGGAACCGCUCCAACCGGAGCCCGAAAAAAACGUUACUGCUUCUCCAGCAUGCGAUGUGUCACGCACAACCGACAAAGUAGUAGCUGCCAAAGUUGAAGCCGAAGCAUCCAAUGAAUGCAUAAAGAUUGAACAAAUGUUUAAGGACUAUGGAUUGGAUACUUGGUUUAAUCCAGCAAGACUACACCCCAAAGUGGAAUCUCUCAUUUACUGGCGUGAUAUAAAGAAGUCGGCAGUGGUAUUCGGUGGCGGACUUGCCAUUCUGCUGGCCAUGUCUCUCUUCUCGCUGAUCAGUGUAUUUUCAUACCUAUCGUUGCUGCUCUUGUUCGGAACGAUUUCUUUUCGGAUUUAUAAGAACGUUCUGCAAGCCGUGCAGAAAACUGCCGAGGGCCACCCAUUCAAGGAUUACUUGGAAAUGGAUCUUACUCUGUCGCAGGAGAAGGUCCAGCAGCUGGCUACAUUUGCAGUGGCUCACGUGAAUGCAUUACUGACCGGAUUGAGACGCCUGUUUCUGGUAGAGGAUCUUGUCGAUUCGAUCAAGUUUGGUGUACUGCUGUACUGGUUGACAUACGUUGGAGCGAUCUUCAAUGGUAUCACAUGCGUCAUGAUUGGAUUUGUCGCUUUGUUCACCUUGCCAAAAGUAUAUGAAAACAACAAACAGUCGAUUGACACCCACAUAGAGAUAGUGCGAAGCAAAAUUCAAGAAAUCACAGAAAAGGUAAAAGCUGCUGUACCGCUGGGCAAGAAGACGGAAACAGAGAAAACCAAGUAA
Molecule: messenger RNA, 1221 nt
Organism: Anopheles marshallii
Lineage: Eukaryota; Metazoa; Arthropoda; Insecta; Diptera; Culicidae
Gene: Rtnl1
Product: reticulon-3-A
Exons: 6
Coding region: 1-1221 (406 amino acids)
Source: RefSeq, a predicted model, not a curated record